UAUAUAACUAUUUUUUAAGUAAUGCUGUACUCUGGUUUGUACAGUAGUUGGCGACGUGUACCUUUAAUGUAGGUUUACAAUCCAUAUAAAGACAAAGAAGAAGAAUGACAGCGGAAUAUAUUCAUAUUGCUAACGUUACAUCCCUGAUGUAGUCUUGUGAAGAUGAGAUUAAAUGUAUUUUUUAGCGAGGAUCAUUCAUCAUCAGAAUCCUACAUUAGUGGGCGGAUGAGCUGUUUGAGGAAUAAGAGAGAGUCCUGCCUGCAGCUCAAUGGACGGCUCCGCUGCACUCUCCGUUUAGCUAGCUAGCUAGACUGCUAGCUCAGUGAGAAACGUCCCCAUCCUCUCGGGAGAACAGACACACACCCUCUGGUUGUCUCUCCGCGACAACAUUAAGCAACUAAGGACAGUUUAAUUGAGACCAAAAGCUCCAUCAGUCCUCAAUGGCUUCCUCAGAGGUCAGCAUGCAGGAAAUGAGCGAGGUGGUGAUCGUCACCAUACCAGAAGCAACGGACGAGGACCUGCCCCCCGUGGUGGAGGAGGACAAAGCAGUGCUGGUUACUGCAGAGCUGACCCCUCAGCCGGGGGAGGACAUCCUCACAGUAGCACCAGUGGAAGCAGAAGCUGAGGCCAGCACAACAGAUUCACUGUCGAAGGAAGAGGCAGUCAUUGAUGAGACUCGAUGGCUGUAUGAGGGUGUGUCGGUCUCUGUCUCUGCAGUGAAGUUAACUGAGGAGGUGGACGUGGAGGCUGAUGUCUUCUACCCAAUCACCUGUGGAGAUGCCAAAGCCACGCUGGUCUGGAAGAAAUUUGUCUGCCCUGGGAUUAAUGUAAAAUGUGUGCAGUUCCAUGAGCAGCUCAUCAGCCCAAAGGAGUUUGUGUGUUUAGCGGGGAAAUCCACUCUGAAGGACUGGAAGAGAGCCAUCCGUCUCAACGGCACCAUGCUCAGGAAGAUCAUGGACUCAGGUGAACUGGACUUCUACCAGCACACUAAGGUCUGCUCCAACACGUGCCGCAGCACUAAGAUAGACCUGGUGGGAUCCAAAGUGUCCGUCAGCAGCGAUCAGUCUGCUGAACUAGUUCCUGCCACCCCCUCGUCAGCAGAUUAGGACUCUGUGGCUUUCUGGCGUACGGUGAAGGAGGCAGGGCUGUUGGAGGAGGUGGUGGAGGACUUUCAGAAAGAGCUGCAGGAGGUGCUGAACGGGCUGCAGGAGAGAGUGUGUGACCCACCACUACAGGUCAAAGAUGCUGUUUUGCUCAACAAUAUCGUGCAGAACUUUGGGAUGUUGGACCUAGUGAAGAAGGUUCUGGCCAGCCAUAAGAGCCAGAUGGACCGUUACAGAGAGCAGUACACUCGCAGCCUGGCUGCUCUGGAGCAGCAGUGUGACGAGCACAGGAAGCGAGCCAAGGAGCUGAAGAGCAAAUCCCAGCACCUCAACAACGUCCUGAUGACCCUCACCCCGGUCCCUGCGCCCCCCGCGCCCAAGCGACCCCGGCUGACCCGUGCCGUCUCUGGCCCGGCCUCAGUCAACGCUGCUCCCACCCAGAUCACUGUGCCUCUCAACCAGCUGACCAGCCUUCAGCUGGGCAAGGUGCUGACCAUGGCAGGAGCCCAGGGCGGCGCCAACCUGGGCGGGUACACCCUCCUGACCUCCUCGCUCUCCGGGUCAGAGCUGGGGGGCGACGCCUCUAACCUGACCGUGCUGUCCACGGCGGCAGGUCAGGUGGUCGGCCCUCAGUACCAGCUGUUGACGCUGCCGGCUGCGCUGCAGAGCUUGGCCGCGACGCAAGGCGCCACCGUCCAACAGCAGGUCGGCACCAUCAGUGUGGUGGAAGCCACGGCAACGGCUGCGGAUGAUUCACAAGAGGAAGGCCAGGCGGAUGGCGAGGAUGAAGGUCAGCCAGAGCAGCUUAAAGAGGGAGAUGGGGAGCAGCCGGCCGAUCAGCAGUGAGACAAAGGACAGCUGUUCUCUCCCUCGUCACCCAGCUCGUAAUUGCCUUCACUCCAUCAUUACGGGCCCUGAUGGGACGUGCAGUUCCUGUGAUGGCCGAGGGCUCGUCCACAUUUAGACUUUCACAGAGCAUUCAUGGCCUGUGUUCAAUUCUCAUUCGAGCCUUCCUUAUAGACGUCCUUCAGAUUUCAAGAUACCCACAUUUAUAUUAGAGUGGCAUCUGGUGUCAGGAGUGUGUACUUCAGUAGUGGUUUCACUGUAAAUAUGUUUUUGUAACUAAUAUAUUUGAUACAGCUGUUUGUGUAGGGAUUUAUUCCAUGUAGGCUGGAGGAGAGGAGAAUUGUUCAGUUUGGUAAUAAAUGCUCAGUUUUCAAGAA
Morone saxatilis (striped sea-bass) is the source of this 2326-nucleotide messenger RNA. RefSeq names its product glucocorticoid modulatory element binding protein 2 (gene gmeb2). Lineage: Eukaryota; Metazoa; Chordata; Actinopteri; Moronidae. Gene Ontology annotation, biological process: positive regulation of transcription by RNA polymerase II. Gene Ontology annotation, molecular function: DNA-binding transcription activator activity, RNA polymerase II-specific; RNA polymerase II cis-regulatory region sequence-specific DNA binding. Gene Ontology annotation, cellular component: nucleus. The record is from RefSeq and is a predicted model, not a curated record.